Messenger RNA from Lacerta agilis (Sand lizard), 1536 nucleotides. Its product is annotated as vomeronasal type-2 receptor 26-like. The record is from RefSeq and is a predicted model, not a curated record. Gene Ontology annotation, molecular function: G protein-coupled receptor activity. Lineage: Eukaryota; Metazoa; Chordata; Lepidosauria; Squamata; Lacertidae. Gene Ontology annotation, cellular component: membrane. Gene Ontology annotation, biological process: G protein-coupled receptor signaling pathway. The transcript is spliced from 4 exons. The coding region runs from base 1 to 1536 and encodes 511 amino acids.
AUGUACCAGCACAUUCUGGCCUUGGCAUUUGCUGUAAAGGAGAUCAAUAUGAAUCCCAAACUCUUGCCAAACAUCACUCUAGGCUUCCACAUUAUCAAUGGCUAUUACAUUGCAAAGAUGACCUAUAAGGCCACCCUGAAUCUGCUUUGCACACAACAAAGGUUUGUCCCCAACUUCAUCUGUGAUUCUCAGAAAGAAUUAAUUGCUGUCAUUGGAGGAUAUGUGACUGAAGCUUCUGCCAUUAUGGCCAACAUUGCUGCCAUCUACAAGAUUCCACAGUUUCAUCACUUACUAAAGAGCAUCUUGUUCAACAACAGUGCUAGAGAUAAUGUGAGGUUUGAUGAAAAUCGAGAAUUAGUAGCAGGAUUUGAUCUUACAAAUUGGGUGACAUUCUCAAACAACUCUUUUGUUAGAGUCAAGGUUGGAAGACUGGAACCUCAGGCUCCUCCGUGUAAACAACUUACCAUUAGUGAUGAUCUAAUUGAGUGGCAUAGAAGCUUUAACCAGGUGCUGCCCCUUUCUGUGUGCAAUGACAACUGCUAUCCUGGCUACAGUCGGAAAAAGAAGGAAGGAGAAAAAUUUUGUUGUUAUGAUUGUGCUCCAUGUCCACAAGGAAUGGUAUCUGGCCAGAAGGACAUGGAUGCCUGCAUGAAAUGUCCAGCAGACCAAUAUCCCAACAAAGAUCAAAACCAAUGCAUUCCUCGAAUUCUAAGCUACCUCUCUUAUAAAGAACCUUUAGGAAUCUUGCUUACUGUGUUGGCCAUUUCCUUCUCUGUGAUCACAGCUUUAAUCCUUGGAGCCUUUUGGCAGCACCAGGACACUCCAAUUGUCAAAGCCAACAACCGAACCCUCACCUAUAUCUUCCUCUGCUCACUUCUACUUUGCUUCCUCUGUACCUUGCUGUUCAUUGGGCAGCCUGGAAAGCUGACCUGCCUUCUCCAACAAAUGGCUUUUGGUGUUGUCUUCUCAACCUCCCUUUCCUGUGUGCUGGCAAAAACCAUCACUGUGGUUCUAGCAUUCAUGGCUACAAGGCCAGGAUCUGGAAUAAAAAAAUGGGUAGGGAAAAGACUGGCAAAUUCAAUUGUCCUUUCUGGUUCAUUUAUUCAAAUAGUCAUUUGCACGGUUUGGCUGAUUUCUUCUCCUCCAUUCCCAGAUACAGACAUGACCUCUGUAAAUGGGGAAAUCAUAGUGCUAUGUAAUGAGGGUUCAGCUGCCAUGUUUUACUGUGUCUUGGGCUACACAGGCUUUCUGGCAAUUGUCAGUUUCACUGUGGCUUUCUUUGCCAGAAAGUUACCCGAUAGUUUCAAUGAAGCCAAAUUUAUCACUUUCAGCAUGCUGGUCUUUUGUACUGUUUGGUUGUCUUUUGUUCCAACUUAUCUUAGCACAAAAAGAAAAUACAUGGUGGCUGUGGAGAUCUUCUCUAUUUUGUGCUCCGGUGCUGGAUUACUGGGUUCCAUUUUCUUCCCCAAAUGCUACAUCAUUAUUCUGAGACCUGAGCUAAACAACAGGGAGCAUUUAAUAAGGAGGGGGAAAUAA